Molecule: messenger RNA, 639 nt
Organism: Anisakis simplex (herring worm)
Lineage: Eukaryota; Metazoa; Nematoda; Chromadorea; Rhabditida; Anisakidae
Source: the annotation of a GenBank genome assembly
AUGGCACCCAAACGUAACAAUAUAAUUCCAAAUGCACAUUUCCAUAAGGACUGGCAAACACGAGUACGCACCUGGUUCAAUCAACCAGCGCGAAAAGAGCGUCGUCGUCAAAAUCGUGUUGUGAAAUCUCUCGCUUGUGCACCUCGUCCAGCGACUGGUCUACUAAGACCAAUCGUUCGUUGUCCAUCAAUUCGUUACAAUAAAAAGAUACGACUCGGUUAUGGUUUCACCUUAGAAGAACUGAAAGCAGUUGGUAUUGGUAGACGCGAGGCACGUACCAUUGGUAUCGCAGUGGAUUAUCGCCGAACCAAUAGAUCACUUGAAUCUUUGCAGCAAAACGUCCAACGCUUGAAAGAAUAUAAAUCGAAGUUGAUCUUAUUCCCGAAGAAGUUGAGCGCACCAAAGAAAGGAGACAGCCCGGCUGAUGAAUUGAAGUUGGCGACUCAAGUGCGCGGUAUACUUUUACCAGUGAAACAGUUGGUCCGUAAAGAGAAAGCACGUGCAGUGACGGAAGAUGAGAAGAAAUUCGAAGUGUACAGACAUCUACGUCGGGUACGUGCCGAUAAGCGACUGAAAGGAGCACGUGAAAAGAAAGCUCGUGAGGCAGCAGAAGAUGGAUUGGGCGGUGGUCGUCGUUGA